AUGAAGCGCUUCGAGAGGCACAAGUCCAGCCUCCCCUCCACUCUAGAAUCCCUCCAGUUUGCAUACUGCGCUAACCGCUCCACAGAAGAUGCCAUGACCUCUGCCCUUCACCCAGCCCUGUCCCACAUGGAGCGAAAGGGCAGCUGUGCCAUCUACGAUGCAGGGUUGCACACGAAGGACCACCCUUCCCACAUCCACUUCACCCUCCGACCCUCUGGCAGGACGUACCGGUGCAGCCCCGCUGCCUCCUCCAGACUACGCAACAGUUUCAUUCCUCAAUCUAGGCUGAAGGAGCUCAAGCACAGGGAGUUCCUUCGCAACGUGGCCUCGAAGUCGUGGAAGGACCAGCGCAAGCAGGAGAGCGCGCGCUGAGGACGCCUGCACCACCUGGCUCAGCUGCAGCAGGAGGCCCAGCGGUGAGUGGAGCGCCGUGCGUGUGCGGGUGUUUGCAGAAUCCCGGGGAGGACUUGCGGUCUGAGAGGCCUGAUCAGGACCGACCAGACUGAGAGACGACAGCAGGGGAGACAUGGCGACCCGCAAAAAAGUGACCCCGGAGACGGACCCGAAUCCUCCAGACUCAGCCAGAGACCUCCCCAGGCCAAGACGACUGCCCUCGUCAGCCAGCAAAAAGAGCCACGCCAGCCUCCGUAUCGCCAUCCCACGCCUCCUUGCCCCAGGAGUCCAUCCUGGCUCCCCCCGCCUAUCUGUCCUGAAGGAGCCUCUCCAGCCCCACGUUCGGCCUCCUACGCGGAGCCUCCCGCCGCAAAUCCCCGGUCACGCCUUGGCUCAGACGCCGAGCCGCCUCUCCCCAGACAGGGGAGCAGAGGAGGGAGGCCGGGGGUGUCCUUCUGCUUCUCCCGCAGGGGGCCCAAGCUGGAGCCGUCCGCCUCCGUCUUCUCCGAUGCCGAGGAGGAGGAGAGAGAGAAGAAGCAGCGGAUGAGAGAGAGAAGAAAGGGAAUAAUGGAGGACAUAGAUGAGGAGAUCGGGGCCGGAGAGGCAAGGAGAGCGAAAACGCACAGUGCGAGUGUGGAGGAGAAGCCUCGGCCGGGCUCUGAUGAUACCGGGCCAGGAGGUUCACAGCCUACUCCCGGCGCCAAGGCUGCUCCAGAGGAAGGGAAGAGAGAGAAAAGAGACGAGAUGAAAGGACGCUCCAUUUCCUUUCCGUCGCCUCGUUAUGAGGCACAUCAGACGGACUUUGCGCCCUUAUCCCCGCCGCGAACCCAGGGGACCGCGCGGACGGCGGAUCCGGACCCCGCGGGAGUGCACAUGCCCGGCUGCACUCACGCUGACCACGAAGAGCGGCACAGGGAGCGGGAAGGGCGGGGGGCGGGGGAGGGAGGGGGGUACGUGUGCGUGCUGGGCAAGGACGGCUCGGCCAGUCUGAGAUGGCCCGUCGGGUCGCUGAAGUUCACCAGGUGUGAGCCGCGCCUCUCCUACAGCUGCAACCCGUGCUGCCGUAGCCCCCCGCCAGCGAGACCCCCACUGCCAUCUGCGAACCGCCCGGGCGAAACCUCCGAGGUUCCGCGGGACCCGAACCAGAACCGAUUGCUCGCUCCCUCGGAGGAGUCCGGCUCACACGUGCAAGCUAUUCUGACACCGGAGACUCUGUUCUUUGUAGAACCGACAGCGGACGAGGCGAGAACAAACGCGGAGGAGGAGCCGGAGGAGAACGCACAGGCGAGGAGGGAGGAAGACUCGCACCUGUUUCCACAGAGGGGAAGCCAUUCAUCGCCGGGCGUAGGGCAGGGAAGAGGAGAGCGCGGGGCGGGUGCGGAGGAGAGCGAGGGGGCAGCCCGCCAUCCGUUCGACCGUGCUCACGGUGACGGCUCUGACACAAACUCCCAGAAUCCUCGGGGAGGCGGGUCGCGGGGGGUGAGAGGGAUCGGGGAACGAGCCGUCACUGCCCUGAGCUGUAAAUUAGAGUCUGUCACCCGGCCCAGCACACAAAGUGCUAGCGACAGCCCGUCCAGGUGCGAGUGUGGCAGCGAGGCGGCGUGCCGGCCCCGUGCGGGCGUCUCAGGAGUGUCGCGCAAGCGGGGAGGAGAACGUGUUGAGAAAGACAAGCGGGCCGGGGAGGCGUCAAACCAGCGGCGGGCGGCCAGGUGCAAAGUGAGGAGCGUCGUCUCCGCGGUGUCCGCCCCGGCCGGCGCCGACGCGAGAGGCAAGGGAGGGCGGGGGACGCCGGGAAAGAGGAGGGCGGGGGAGAGGGAGGGCGGGGGGAGGAGAAAGAGGAGGAAGAGGAGGAGGCGUAGGAGGCGGGCAGCCGGUGGGGGCUGUCUCCUGGGAAGAUGCGAGGCUGGGUCGGUAUCCGUCUCUGUCAGGAGGACGGCGCCUCAUGGGGACGCCCGCCUGCCGUGGCUGUCGCCGGCAGGCGGGGCGCGGGCAGCGCGGUGCCAGACCUGCUCCCGCGUCGGCCGACAGACAGCCGACGGAGACGCGGCGAGGGAGGCGAUGAUAGACGGAGACGUGCCGGUUUCCCCCUGGCAGCCUCGCUUCCCCUCGCCCUCUCCGGGAUUGAACUCGAAGUUGUUUUGGGGGCAGCGAGGUCACCAUGGCCACCCCGGGAGUUCCGUCGACUGCCGUUACCCUGACAACAGCGGCGUUGGCAGCCCGGCGAGAAAGAGAAAGCUUCUCUGCGGGGACAGGAAACGCGUUCGCCGCGAGGGGAAAGGGUGGGGGUCUAGAAGCAGACCGGGGGAGGUGGUGGAGCAGGUGGCCAGGUUCAGCCCGAGUCCGCGGUGCUGGAGCAGGAGAAGCAGACGGCAGAGUUCGGAGGAUGUGGACUGGGAGAGGUGUAGUCUGGACAGAUGGACAUGGGGGAGCAAUGACAGUUGGGAGGAUGGCGGGGGGCGACGGGGGUCCACGUCGGGCUCCGGGGAUGGCCGGGACAGCCCCAGCUAUGUGUGGAGGUGGACAGCGGGCAGACGCUCAAGCCCCGAGUGGUGGACAAGCCGGCGGGCCAACAGCCCCCGCGGCGUGUACGGUACCCGGGCCGGCCGAGGGUCCUGCAGCCCCAGCAGCAGCACUGGCCUGUCCGAGCUGAGCGGGGAGUGGAGCAGGAGCAGCACCCGUUCGCGCCUCACUGCGGAUGGGCUGACGGUCAACUCCCGCAGGGAGGCCAGCCCAAAGAAAACGCCAGUGGCCUCCCCAUCUCAUUCGCUCCCCGGCAUGGGCGUGGACCCUCUACGACCACGUCCACCCAAACCCUCCGACCCAAAGCCUUGUCGCUCCACUCCCGACGCCGCCAGCUCAGGAAGACCUCCUUCAGUGGAGCUGCCAUGUGACACUCCUCCACAGAAAGCAGGCAGGACGUUGCACCUCCCUCUGAUAGGGAAACUCCCUGCGAUCCAGAGGAGGGCGAGGAAGAGAAAAGAACCGGAAGAAAAGGGCGAGGAGCGAGACGGAGAGAGAGAAGGGGAGGUUAAGGGAGGCAGAGCCGUCGCCGGAGCGGCCAAGGACGAUCGGCAGUAUCCUUGGGAUGUGGUUGUCUCACACCCCGGCUGCUUGCCCUCUCUCAGCCAAUCACGGCUCAGAGCUGACGACAAACAGACAGAUGGGGAGAGAGCUCCACCAAUCAGCUUCAGGCCGGAGGAGAUGGAUAAGUACCGCCUCCUCCAGGAGCAGGCGUGGUUGCACAUGCAGAAGGUUUUAGAGCAGACACCGCCGGUUGAAGACGUGCACGAAGAGACGAUAUACCCGGGCGUGUGGACCUACACCUCACAGAUAGAGACCCAACGCAUCAUAGAGGAGCAAUACACACCCCCUCCGCAGGAGCCCUACGCUCAGCCCAUCCCACAAGGACUCCCAGACCUCCCCCCUCCCCUUCCCUCCCCGCCAAUCCCCAGUCUCCAUCACGUCAUCCUACACCACGUAUCCCCCACCGCCUCCGCCUCCGCCCUCCACCUGCACCCGGCCCACCUCUCUCACCCGCUAUCCUCGCCCCACCCCUCUCUCCCACACCACUCCCACCUCUCCGCCUUGUCAAUCUCCUCCCUGUUCCCCUCCAUCCUGCUGUCCCACCCGCCUCCUCUCCCCCUCCUCCCUCCCUCCCCUGCGCUCCACCCAGCCCCGCUUGACCCCCUCUCGCCGGUCUCCCUGCAGACCCUGAACCCGCGGCCCUUCGUAGAAAGAGCGUGGCCGCUGAGGUUUCAGCAGAAGGCGCUAUAA
Lampris incognitus (smalleye Pacific opah) is the source of this 4167-nucleotide messenger RNA. Its product is annotated as G patch domain-containing protein 8. The record is from RefSeq and is a predicted model, not a curated record. Gene Ontology annotation, cellular component: nucleus. NCBI's taxonomy places the organism in Eukaryota, Metazoa, Chordata, Actinopteri, Lampriformes, Lampridae.